UACAUGGAAGAGUUGCACAGAUUCAAAGGUGGAAUACCUCUAUCAAAGGGUAGUUCACUAUUUAAUCUGAACCCUGUAGUCGAUGACAAUCAGUUGCUACGAGUUGGAGGUCGAAUAGAGAAAUCUGACCUGUGCAGCAAGGAACAAAACCCCGUCAUCAUACCAGGUCAGCACCACAUUGCCACUCUUCUAAUACGGCACCAUCACGAACUAAUACAGCACCAAGGCCGACAAUUUACAGAAGGUGCUAUCAGGUCAGCUGGCUUGUGGAUUGUUGGAAUGAAGAGAUGUGUUUCUUCCCUGCUUUUUAAAUGCGUCAAGUGUCGCAAGUUAAGAGGUAGACACCAACUACAACAAAUGGCAAGCCUGCCAUUUGAUCGCCUAAGUACAGAUCCACCUUUCACCUACGUUGGAGUUGAUGUAUUUGGUCCAUGGACUGUGGUAACUCGUAGGACUCGCGGUGGAGCAGCCAAUAGCAAGAGGUGGGCCGUGUUGUUUACCUGUCUCAGCGUACGAGCUGUACAUAUCGAGGUGAUCGAGUCAAUGGAUUCGUCUUGUUUCAUCAACGCUUUACGAAGAUUCUUCUCCAUCCGAGGACCUGUCAAACAACUAAGAUCCGACUGUGGUACCAACUUCGUUGGAGCCUGUAAAGAACUUCAACUAGACAAUUUCUUAGCAAACAAUGGAUGUACUUGGCUGUUUAAUUCACCACAUUCUUCGCAUAUGGGAGGAUCCUGGGAGCGAAUGAUUGGAAUCGCUCGAAGAAUUCUCGAUUCCAUGUUGCAGGACCACAAGUCUUCACUAUUGACUCACGAGACUUUGAGUACCUUUCUCUCAGAAGUAUCCGCCAUCAUUAAUGCAAGGCCUCUAGUACCAGUAUCUUCCGAUCCUGAUGCUCCAAUGAUCCUUACCCCAGCCACACUCCUUACUCAGAAGGUUGGAACUACCGUGAUAUCUUCUGCCGAGAUUGACCCGAAGGAUAUCUAUAGGCGUCAAUGGAAACGGGUGCAACACCUAGCCAAUGUGUUUUGGCACCGCUGGAGAAUGGAGUACCUGCAUACCCUUCAAAGCCGUUCCAAAUGGCAAACACCCAAGCCUAACCUCAAAGUAGGAGACCUUGUUCUUCUGAAAGAUAGAGAGGUCUGUCGCAAUGAGUGGCCUAUGGGUCUUGUAACAGGCGUAAUGCCCAGCGAUGACGGAAAGGUUCGAAAGGUUGAAGUUAAGAUAACUAAAGGAGGUUCUGCUCGGACUUUCUCACGACCAAUCACGGAAUUGGUGCUUCUUCUCCCAAGUGAGUGACUUAGGUAGGAGUACCGGCUAUACCUGUUAUGGCGGGGAGACUAUCACUAUUGACUGUGCUACUGUUGAAGUCCCACCAUUACAAACGAUAGACCGCAGGACUCAAGCCAUCUGUUUUUUGGACGUCAUGUUUCAUUGUUCAUUUACUGCAUACCUUCUUGUGUUUGCGGGUAUCUCGUAUCUAUGGUUUACACACCAGUUUUACCUUUAACGUUUCUUCCCCUACAGGUUCAAGUUGGACUUAUCUUUAUAUAUGUAAUAGACUUUGAAAUCUAAAGAUUUCAGGCGGGGAGUGUCAUGUUACAUGAUAUUAUUUUUUAUUAUGUACUGUCUCUUUAAUGCCUAUCUAGUUUGUCUCUUGUGGCUUUCCUUAGUUUGCAUGCUGCUCAGUCUCCUCCCCCUCUUUGCUGUAUCAGCCAUUUUAAUGCUGUAAUUCAUCUGACCUGUGUCUAUUCUCUAUACCUGCAUGGAAGAAUCGUUCUUUUACCUGUUGUAACUUGCAUUCUACGGAUCAUACGACGAAUAAACAUCGCCAGAUCUUCUUUCAUCCACAGGACAUUGCAUCCAUUGAGUUGACCAUGAAAUCCUCUGCAUACCAAAGUAUUCUAGAGUUAAAUGUGAGGCCAUCUAUCUAACAGCUAAACCCUGUCCGAAACUGGGUCAUGCACAAGGAC
This is a messenger RNA of Bufo gargarizans (Asiatic toad), 1973 nucleotides long. RefSeq lists its product as uncharacterized. Gene Ontology annotation, molecular function: nucleic acid binding. The record is from RefSeq and is a predicted model, not a curated record. NCBI's taxonomy places the organism in Eukaryota, Metazoa, Chordata, Amphibia, Anura, Bufonidae. Gene Ontology annotation, biological process: DNA integration. The transcript has 2 exons. The coding region runs from base 4 to 1299 and encodes 431 amino acids.